AACAAAUUAAAAAGAUUCAUGUUUCCAUUCGAUUCUCCACGAGUUAAUUUUGCAAGAUGACACGCAAUGGUUUACAAGACUAACUUUCCAUGAAUAAUUAGUUGGAAGAAGCAAGUAGAGCUCGAGGAGUUUUCAGCUACGAUGGGAGGACGACUUUUAGACAAAUAUGUGUUGGAGAGGAGUCUGAUGAAGACAGGAUUAGGACCUGGAACGCACGAAAUCUCCCAGUGGCCAGAAAUCAUUUUACAGAGGACUUGCAAAACUAUUCGAAGGGAUAUUGGGUUUGGAACAGUUCCCCUUUUCAAACCUGUCCAUGUGUGCACUAAUCCUGGACCAGGAUACACGCGAAAGAGUCCAUAUCAUUACAUGGAUGAAAGGAAACGUAUUGGCUCUUCGUGUGUUCCCACUUUCGAGUACGACGGUCUGCGGCCUAGGUUUCAGACGAUCGCAAAACCCUGGAGUCUGCCUUCCAACUUAUACGACGUAAAACAUCCAGACAGUCUGGAAGCAACUCUGGAGAAAUUCACAGGGAAGAGGGGUCCCUACGAUUUAUUCACAGGACCAAGGGACGAUAGUACGCUCGUGGGCUAUCAGAAACCAGCGAAAUCGAUAGAUUGCGGUGACUGGCCUAAAUCGCUGCCAAACGAGUUAUUGCGCAAGUCGAACUAUUAUAAAGGACGUUGGAGCACCUGUCCAAGAUUUCCAAAGAAGUCAGGCGUGAGAUUAAUGAUGCGAGAUCUUGCAUUGUGUUACAAGGACCCCACGCAUCCAGGACCAUUUCACUAUAACCCAACGUCGCCUAGAAAACCAGAGAACGCGAAACGGUAUCCAUUUAAUAGUAAUAUCGAACACGUGAGGCCAGUCCCAUCGUCAGAAAUUCGUCCAGGUCCGGGUAGAUACAGUAUUAAGGACAUGCAUUCCAUAAAAGGUCACGGAUGGACUUCUGUUUUCAAGAGCAAAACGUCACGAACUGAUUUCAUAAUUAUACCCUCGUACAAUUAUUUCUAGCAUGCCUCACUUGGUACAUUCGGGCAAAUAAAGUUAAAGAAAUCUGGUUGAAAAAAGUUUCGUUCUUCUACUUUAUAACAUAAAUAUGAAUAU
This is a messenger RNA of Hylaeus volcanicus, 1101 nucleotides long. RefSeq names its product lymphocyte expansion molecule-like. The record is from RefSeq and is a predicted model, not a curated record. Bases 142 to 1008 code for a protein of 288 amino acids. NCBI's taxonomy places the organism in Eukaryota, Metazoa, Arthropoda, Insecta, Hymenoptera, Colletidae. The transcript has 5 exons.